This is a messenger RNA of Porites lobata, 813 nucleotides long. NCBI's taxonomy places the organism in Eukaryota, Metazoa, Cnidaria, Anthozoa, Scleractinia, Poritidae. The record is from the annotation of a GenBank genome assembly.
AUGAUAGAGAAAAUCCAUAGAGAGCAAACAUUUAAGCGAAGACCGGUCAAAACAAUAGACGCAAAAACUUCAUUUUUCGAUCUCGUUGUUCCUAUCACUGGAGCUUCAAGCAAUCACUUCGAAGAGUUCCGAGCACACAUUUCAACUUUCGCAAAACUGUUUCCAGGUAUAAGAGUGAUUUUUUAUGACCUUGGAUUGACUCGUUCACAAGCAAAGUUCAUUUUGAAGAAUCUUCCCUUUGUGCAAUACAGAAUGUUUGACUUCAACGAAUAUCUACCGCAUGUUAGUACCCUGAUAAAUUACGCAUGGAAGCCGCUUAUAAUUCAAGAAAUUUUGGGAGAGUUUGAUGGAGCCAUGUGGUUUGAUUCAUCUAUCAAAUUUAAAGGGAAUAACACGCACGAAGUCCUACAACGUCUGACGUUUGGCUCGUCAGAGGUCGGGAUUUAUGUUCUUCAAGUAGGAAUAACUGGUCAUUCUAUAAUCGCCGCAACACACCCGGGAAUGAUGGAGUACGUACCCAUCAAAACAAAUGAUGCGGUCAAAGAUAUAUUCGAGGCAAAUUCGAUGAUUGUGAUUAACACACCUCAAGUACAAAAACACAUCAUGAAAUGGCUUGUAACUUGUGCGCUCGAAGAAGAUUGCAUCGCGCCCGUCGGUGCAAAACUAUACUGCGGCUUUAACUUUCCUAAGGAUAAGUUUGUAGGAUGCCACAGAUACGACCAAUCUUUAGUCAAUAUCUUGGUUUCAAAUGUUUACAGCUCUGACAGAAAUAGAUAUGUCUUCCGAGACUUUGCUGUAGUUGAACGUCUUUGA